Messenger RNA from Striga asiatica, 942 nucleotides. NCBI's taxonomy places the organism in Eukaryota, Viridiplantae, Streptophyta, Magnoliopsida, Lamiales, Orobanchaceae. The record is from the annotation of a GenBank genome assembly.
AUGGUGGCCCUGGUACACCACAAACGCAUCUUCCGGAAGCUUCUCCAAGUCGACAUCGUCUGCCCCCAUCAGAUAGAGGAACUUGGCAGCCUCGACGCUGCUGCCGGAUUCCGGCACGAGGCCGAGGUCGAGGGCGGCGGCCUGAGAAGCGUUGAGGAGCAAAGUGUUGAGCCCGUUCCAGUCGGGACGGAUCGCGUUCGAGUUUCGGGCGAUUUUCUCGACGGUCGAGAAAAUGACGUCUUUGUCCUUGCGCUCGAAGACUCCGGCCCCCACGAUUAUGGCAGGGUUCUUGGCGCUCGAGAGGACGGAGGUGAACGGGUGGCGGCCUUCGGCGAGCUCGGAGAGCGUUUCCGGGCCCGUGCCGAGGUGUUCGUGGUCGUAGUUGAAGUCGGCCGGUGGGCCCACGUAGGCGACUUUGGCAUUGGUGGCACGGACAAACGCAGGUCGGCAUUAGGAUUUGGACCGUUUCCUUCACACCAGAUGUUAUUUGACCCCAACUUGUUCAGGAAAUCUUUUAGAGCCAUCAUAGACUCUGCAUCAGAUAACUUUCCAGCAACACCAACAAUUUCUGAUGGUUUGACUUUGUGGAUGACCUCUGCUACUACAGCAAGAGCAUCACGCCAACUUACAGUCUUAAAGCGUCCAUCUGCACCACGAAUCAUUGGUUUAGCAGAUAUCAUAAAGGACAAGGAUAGCCUGGCUAAUGGAUAUUCUAGCACUUACGGUACCUCAUUCAAUCGAGGCACAAUGCGCAUGACUUCAGGACCUCUACUAUCAAUGCGAAUAUUAGAACCAACGGCAUCUGUUACAUCAAUGCUCUCAGUUCCUUUCAGCUCCCAGUUACGGGCUUUAAAGGCAAAAGGCUUUGAGGUCAGGGCUCCUACAGGACAAAUAUCUAUCACGUUCCCGGACAAUUCACUUGUCAUUAGCCGUUCUACAUAA